CGCGUGUUGCGGGAGGGUGCCCCGCGCGGGGGCUGUGUUGGGUUGGCUGGCAAGGGCCGCCUUCAGAGGGAUCAUGGCCCAAGUAGCCGUUUCUACCCUGCCUGUCAAAAAUGAGGAGUCUUCAGAGAGUAGGAUGGUGGUGACGUUCCUCAUGUCUGCCCUUGAGUCCAUGUGCAAAGAACUGGCCAAGUCCAAGGCAGAAGUGGCCUGCAUUGCAAUGUAUGAAACAGACGUGUUUGUCGUUGGCACUGAGAAAGGAUGUGCUUUUGUCAAUUCCAGGACGGAUUUGCAAAAGGAUUUUGCAAAAUACUGUCUUGCCAAAGAGCUGCCUGAGGGGGAACCCUUGUGCCCUGCAAAUGGGAUGCAGAUCCCUGCAGGAGAAACAGAAAUACUCAGAAAAGCCGUGGGGGACUAUUUCUGCUUGUGUUAUGGUAAAGCCUUAGGAACUGGGGCAGUGGUGCCUGUUCCAUAUGAGAAGAUGCUGAGAGACCAGGCGGCUGUGGUGGUGCAGGGGCUUCCAGAAGGAGUUGCCUUUCAGCACCCUGAGAACUAUGAUCUUGCAACCCUAAAAUGGAUUUUGGAGAACAAAGCAGGGAUUUCAUUUAUCAUAAACAGACCUUUCCUAGGUCCAGCGAGUCCUAUAGGUGGACCUGGCAUGGUAAAAGGUGCUGAAGGCUCAGUAACAUCACCCAGUGAAAGUGGUGGCCCCAUCAGUGUGAAAACUGAACCCAUGGAAGAUUCUGGUGUAUCACUGAAAGUAACAGCUGUGUCAGUCAAGGAAGAAUCAGAAGAUCCUAAUUACUAUGCAUAUAAUACACAAGGAAGCCAUCAUCCUUCCUCAAGCCAUGAAGUAAUAGAAAUGGAAUUACCAAUGGAAGAUUCUACUCAGCUUGUCUCUUCAGAAAGGAGUGAGGACCCUGAAUCUGAGGUGAAAAUUGAAGGAAACACCAAUUCAUCCAAUAUCACAAAUUCUGCAGCAGGUGUUGAAGAUCUUAACAUUGUUCAAGUGACAAUUCCAGAUAAUGAGAAGGAAAGAUUAUCAAGCAUUGAAAAGAUAAAACAACUAAGAGAACAAGUCAAUGACCUCUUUAGCCGAAAAUUUGGUGAAGCAAUUGGAGUGGAUUUCCCAGUGAAAGUUCCCUACAGGAAAAUCACAUUCAACCCUGGCUGCGUGGUCAUUGAUGGCAUGCCCCCGGGGGUGGUGUUCAAAGCCCCUGGCUAUCUGGAGAUCAGCUCUAUGAGAAGGAUCUUGGAUGCUGCAGAGUUUAUCAAAUUCACGGUCAUUAGACCACUUCCAGGCUUUGAGCUCAGCAAUGUGGGAAAGCGAAAGAUAGACCAAGAGGGACGUGUAUUUCAAGAAAAGUGGGAGAGGGCGUAUUUCUUCGUGGAGGUGCAGAAUAUCCCUACGUGUUUAAUAUGCAAGCAGAGCAUGUCUGUGUCGAAAGAGUACAACCUGAGACGCCACUAUCAAACCAACCACAGCAAGCACUACGACCAGUACACCGAGGAGGUGCGUGACGAGAAACUCCAGGAGCUGAAAAAGGGACUCCAAAAGUAUCUCUCAGGGUCAUCAGAAACGGUGUGUCCUGAGCAAAAGCAUGCACUUGCCAGCGUGAGUCCGACUAAAAAUACAGCCGUGCAGCCGGUAGAGGAUGUAGCCGGGCACUUGUGGGAGAAGUUACGUGAAAAAAUCAAAUCAUUUAUGGCAUAUUCUAUUGCGAUUGAUGAGAUCACAGACAUAAAUAAUACCACCCAGUUGGCCAUAUUCAUCCGUGGUGUCGAUGAGAAUUUUGAUGCGUCGGAAGAACUUCUGGAUACUGUACCUAUGACAGGUACAAAAUCUGGAAAUGAGAUAUUUUUGCGGGUUGAGAAAAGUCUUAAGAAGUUUAAUAUCGACUGGUCAAAAUUAGUCAGUGUGGCCUCAACUGGCACGCCUGUGAUGGUGGAUGCAAAUGACGGACUUGUUACCAAGCUGAAGUCCAAGGUGGCGAUGGUCUGCAAGGGCUCAGAUCUAAAGUCCAUUUGUUGCAUCAUUCACCCAGAAUCGCUUUGUGCUCAAAAGUUAAAGAUGGACCACGUCAUGAGUGUGGUAGUGAACUCUGUGAACUGGAUAUGCUCCCGUGGGCUGAACCACAGUGAGUUCACGACUUUGCUCUAUGAGCUGGACAGCCAAUACGGCAGCCUUCUGUACUACACAGAGAUUAAGUGGCUCAGCCGCGGGCUGGUGCUAAAGAGAUUUUUUGAAUCGUUGGAAGAAAUUGAUUCCUUCAUGUCAUCGAGAGGAAAGCCCCUGCCUCAACUGAGUUCUCAAGACUGGAUCAAAGACUUGGCCUUCUUGGUGGAUGUGACAAUGCAUCUGAAUACUUUGAACAUCUCUCUCCAAGGGCAUUCACAAAUUGUUACGCAAAUGUACGACUUGAUUCGGGCCUUCUUGGCAAAACUGAGCCUUUGGGAAACUCAUCUGGCAAGGAAUAAUCUGGCCCACUUUCCCACCCUGAAAUCAGUUUCCAAAAGUGAAAAUGAUGGCCUGAACUACAUUCCCAAAAUUGUGGAAUUAAAGACUGAAUUCCAGAAGAGGUUGUCUGAUUUCAAACUCUAUGAAAGUGAACUGACUCUGUUUAGCUCUCCCUUCUCCAUGAAGAUCGAGAGUGUCCAUGAAGCACUUCAGAUGGAAGUUAUCGACCUGCAGUGUAAUACGGUCCUGAAAACGAAAUACGACAAGGUCGGGAUACCGGAGUUCUACAAAUACCUCUGGAGUAGCUAUCCGAAAUAUAAAAAUCACUGUGCAAAGAUUCUCUCCAUGUUCGGGAGUACCUACAUUUGUGAACAGCUGUUUUCCAUUAUGAAACUGAGUAAAACCAAAUUCUGCUCCCAGUUAAAGGACUCACAGUGGGACUCUGUCCUCCACAUUUCAGCAUGAUAAGGGGGGUGAUAAAAGGGGUGCUCCCAGCAUGUCCCAGGCGUGUGAGGUUGGAAUGGGACGAGACACGGGGGAGACAUGAGAAAAUGAAUUACCAAAUAUUUCUGGUUUUCCAUUUUUUUCCCCCACUCUGACUCAGAAAUAUAACUUGCAGUAACAUACCUGUUUGUAUGACAUUUUAUGCCUCACCAUAUAGUUCAGUAAAAAUCAAAGUUUUAUUGUAUUUCCAGUAAUUGACUUUUCUUAAGCCUGGCCUGUUUCAUUCAUCAGAUAACUGGCUUGACCUCUGUAAGCAUUUGGGGCUGUAAAUUCAAAUAGAUCAACAGAGAAAUAGGGGGGAUAGGUAUAAUCAUGGAGGGGUUAAUAUGCCCACAUAUUUGUCUCUGCCUUUUGCCGGGUAUCCCUUAUGGUAUAACUUGCUUCCAAGGUAAGGUGAAUCGGUUGGGGGUGUAUUCUUCUAUCAUCUUUUCUCUGCCUCCAUGUGAAUCCAGAAGGGUAGGAAUUAAAAUGGAAACCCCCAUCACAAAUAACAUUGGCUCUAAAAGGCAAAGUUAACUGAGGUUUUGGAGAUUCUUUUCUUUACUUUGAAAUAAUUUCAAAUUUAUAUAAAAGGUGCAGAAAUGGAAUUAGUAUGGAGAACACUUACAUACCAUUUAGCCAUAUUUUUUUUCAUGUUAAUAUUUCACCCCUGUUUUAUCAUUUUUUUACUUUCUCUCCCUCCCUCUCCUGUGUAUGUCAUAUUCAACAUUGCCUGAGUAAUGGCAUGCCUCUGAGCCUCUGUAUGUAUAAAUGUAUGUGCAUAAUUUUUUCCUGAACCAUGUGAAGGGAAGUGACAUCUUUUACCCCUAAGUACUUUGGACAGUAUUUUCUAAGAGUAAGAAUAUUCUCUUACAUAACCAUGAUUUAGUUACCAAUUUGAGUAAUCGAGUGUUACUGCUCCUCGACCUUUUGGCUAAGCUCAAAUGUAAAUCAAAUAUUGAUGCAAUAAUUUUUUAAUCUAGUUUUCUCUUCAUACUCCAGUUUUAUCAAGGGACCCAUGAUGUCCUUUUCCUUUAUAGCAUUCCCUCCCCACCCCAGAAGGUUGGCAUUUGGAGGCACAUGUGUAUCUCUGACCUCUGUGUUCUUAAUCUCAAUUAGUCACUGGAAUUAGUGGCCCUCCAUAUUGGAGGGAUUGGUCUGACUAGGGUGCAAAAUGCCAAGCCUGCUGACCCAUGACUCAAUAAAGAUGCAGUGAUAACAGCGAAGGGAGGCUGCAGCGGGGAGAGCCGGAGCUCUGGGUGGUUACCUGUGCAAGGCCCCAAGCCUGAGCGCAUGUCAUCAGACACUGGGGAAUGACCCAGUCCUGCCAGUGGCUAUCUUUGGGAAUGAAUGCAGUCACAGCUGGGCCCUGCCAGCUUGGAGGCUUACUUUCUGAGGAAGGAGUGCGGGGUGUUCUGGUUUAUACUGGGAGGAUGGGUUGGGGGAGGGGAGGGACGGCCAGCUCCUGAUGCAUCUGCACAGAUACUGAGCCCAAACAUCAGAGGUAUGGCCCUGCAUCAGGCCAGACUUGCCUGGGACUCCCAGCUCUCUUGGAUGUGGGGCUAUCACAUAAACUUCAAAGAAGCCUUGUUGGUGGGCAAGACAAAAAUCAGCCCCUCGUUUUAUAGACGGGCAACUGGAAUUCAGUGGUUGAGCUGCCGCUCCUUUUGCACCCUAGUCAGAUCAGUCCCUCCAAUCUGGAAAAUAGUCCCCUGCCCGAGCUGCCAGGAUGCAAAUGGAGGUCUGCGCGAUGCCUGGACUAUGUUCUUCCUGGUCUGAGCAGCCGCUGUGCAGACAUGGAGAUGCUGCCAGUGUCUGUCACGCUGCCCCAGCUCCUCAUCUGUCAUGUGUGGCUCCUUGUUGGGACUAGCCAGUGGGUGACAGGGAGGGGACAGAAGGGUUCAGCUGCACUGCUUUCUGUUGACUGGUCCAUUUAUGGCAAUGUGUGGUGGAACCAGGGUGGCUUGGCCAAGACUGUCACUCUUAUUACGAAGCCAGGACUGGAGGAAAUAAUUGAUACCAGGUGAUUUUCAAUAGUUAUGGUGAUGGGGCGUCAGCAAAUGGGAACAGUUGGGAGUGAGCAGUGGAGAGAUGAAAUCAAGACCUGGGCAUUGGAUUUGGUGGGUCCCUGUCAGCUCCCAGCGGUGGGGGAUGCACUGCAUCUGUGCCAAGGCCCUGUCUUCCCAUCCCAGGGUGGUCACUCCUCCUGCCAGGAUCCAGGGGUGGAGGGCUACAGAGGAUGCAUGUCACACUCCCUCCUCUGAGCAGCCCUCAGCCACCACAUCCACCAGACACUAGGAUGUGAGCUCCGUGGGGUCAGAACAAUGUAAUGGAUCCCACAGGGCUUUGGAAUCAGAAAAGAAAGCCUGACUCUGCCUCCCAGUUCUGCCUCCUAAAGUGCUGUAUUACCUUAAACAAGUCACCUACAUUUUCCAAGGCCUGGUUUCCUUUUCAGUAACAUACCUGAUGGGAUUGUUCUCAGAACAAGAGUUGUUUAAGGAGCUCAGCAUGAAAACUGGCUGCAGAGAGAAUGCAGCCUUAGCCCAGGCACCGCCGGCACCCCCACCCAUCAUAUACCUCCCUGUGCACGCACGACUGCAAGCAGGCCCUCUGGACCUUGGGCUCACUCACAUGCCAUGGUCCACAUCAGCACAGAGACAGUGAGGCCAGCACAAGCCACUGCCGGGGGACUGGAAAUUAAAAAAAAAAAAAAAAAAAAAAAACCCGCAGAAAACACUUGAUUGGCACUUUAGCUUGAAAAAAUUGAAACUAAAAAUUGUGAAAACAUCACAGCAUAUCUACAUAUUUUUUAAGACUUUCUGUUACAAUUGCAGCUAAACAAGCAAAGGAGUUGGACAGUUAAUUGCUCCACAGUGACUUAUGACACUCCUUGAUGUUGGACAUUUCCAGCAAAACUGUGGUCUACAAAUGCAAAAAUAACUAAAUAGGGCCUCCCCGGUGGCGCAGCGGUUGGGCGCUGG
Molecule: messenger RNA, 5919 nt
Organism: Talpa occidentalis (Iberian mole)
Lineage: Eukaryota; Metazoa; Chordata; Mammalia; Eulipotyphla; Talpidae
Product: general transcription factor II-I repeat domain-containing protein 2B
Exons: 16
Coding region: 74-2920 (948 amino acids)
Cellular component (GO): nucleus
Source: RefSeq, a predicted model, not a curated record